This is a messenger RNA of Bactrocera neohumeralis, 552 nucleotides long. RefSeq lists its product as uncharacterized. The transcript is spliced from 3 exons. Lineage: Eukaryota; Metazoa; Arthropoda; Insecta; Diptera; Tephritidae. The record is from RefSeq and is a predicted model, not a curated record. Bases 1 to 552 code for a protein of 183 amino acids.
AUGAAGUUAAGCCAAAUCAUUUCACUAUCGCUCAUACCAACGUUGUAUGUGCUGUUUGUGUUAUUGUUGGAAUUCGUGGAAGAUGCUGUGGCACAAAAUCCUGACCCACUUUUCCAGCUGCCCGUGCAGUUGGUGGGCUUUCCGGUUAUCGUUUUGUCCGUACGCUUAUCGCAAUUCGCCAAAAAGCUGGCCUACUCGUUGAAUCCAAAUACCUAUCGUGCGCGCAGCAAACGUGAUGCCACUACAUCGGCCGCUUACGAUGCUGAAUUGGCACAAAAAGAGAUCUUACGUGAGUUUGGACCACGCGCUUGCAUAUUGGAGGAACCUUGCCGGCUGCAUGCUUCACGGCCAGGUCGUUUCGGUGCGCAACAGCAUCCAGCAUGGAAUGAGAUUUUGAGAAACUACAGAGUUCAAUCAACCGGCAUGAAACAAUGGUACCUGCUCUCACUCUUCAUCGGCGAUGCCGUGCGCGAUGUGCCACUCUGCCGGCACCUGGCCAAGCGGCUGCCAUGUCCAGGCGUUGGACCAUUGCCGCCACCACAGCCACGUUAA